AUGUCGUCCAGGUCUGGGUUGAGCUCGACGCUGGGACAUAUCGAUGAGCUCUGCCAGCAGAAACCAAAUUUGCACCUCCUGUUGCGAGAUCAGCAGAUGCCUGUGAUGAUGAACGACAAAAGCGGCGUUGAACCUGUCGAUGGCGGGCGAGACGGCGUAUAUCACGAUCCACUAGAUGUCCAUCGGAAGGCUGGAAGCACGGAUCUCUGCCGUGUAGGCGAUCAUAUUGAAGCGAGUGUUCUGAGCUUGCAUGAAGACACCGAGUGUGUACGCGAAGUUGACCUAAUGCCGCUGCUGGUACACUCCACUCGGCUUCUAGCUCGGUUACUGAACCGAUUUGGUACGACGGGCGCCAGAUAA
Molecule: messenger RNA, 360 nt
Organism: Peronospora matthiolae
Lineage: Eukaryota; Oomycota; Peronosporomycetes; Peronosporales; Peronosporaceae
Source: the annotation of a GenBank genome assembly